Messenger RNA from Nomascus leucogenys (northern white-cheeked gibbon), 1212 nucleotides. Its product is annotated as probable palmitoyltransferase ZDHHC11B. The record is from RefSeq and is a predicted model, not a curated record. Gene Ontology annotation, molecular function: protein-cysteine S-palmitoyltransferase activity. Gene Ontology annotation, cellular component: Golgi apparatus; endoplasmic reticulum. Gene Ontology annotation, biological process: protein targeting to membrane; peptidyl-L-cysteine S-palmitoylation. Lineage: Eukaryota; Metazoa; Chordata; Mammalia; Primates; Hylobatidae.
AUGGACACCCGCUCUGGGAGCCAGUGUUCCGUCACCCCAGAAGCCAUACUCAACAAUGAAGAGCUGGUCUUGCCGCCCCGCAUCUCCAGAGUGAACGGCUGGUCGUUACUGCGCUACUUCCAGGUGGUGACCUGGGCUGUCUUCCUGGGCCUUUCUUUGACCACCUUCGGGAUCUUCAUUCCCCUCCUGCCUCACGCGUGGAAAUACAUCACCUACGUGAUAUCCUUUCCACUGUGACCGGGGGGGAUCUUCUCCUUCCACCUUGUCGUCCACCUGAUUGUAUCCUGUGUCGACCCGGCCGACUCCAAUGUCAGACUCAUGAAGAACUGUUCUCAGCCCAUGCCCAUCUUCGACAGAGCAAAACACACACACGUGAUCCAGAAUCAGUUCUGCCACCUGUGCAACGUCACUGUGAACAAGAAAACCAAACACUGCAUUUCUUGCAAUAAGUGUGUGUCCGGCUUUGAGCACCACUGCACGUGGAUCAACAACUGCGUGGGAAGCCAGAAUUACUGGUUCUUCUUCAGCACUGUGGCCUCGGCCACAGCUGGCACGCUCUGCCUGAUCGCCAUCCUGCUGUACGUCCUCGUCCAGUACCUCGUGAACCCCAGGGUGCUCCGCACGGACCCCAAGUAUGAAGAUGUCAAGAAUACGAACACGUGGCUGCUGUUCCUCCCCCUGUUCCCGGUGCAGGUGCAGACCCUGACAGUCGUGAUCAUCGGGAUGUUCGUGCUCCUGCUGGACCUUCCUGGCUUGGUGCACCUGGGCCACCUGCUUAUCUUCCACAUCUACCUGAAGGCCAAGAAGAUGACCACCUUUGAGUAUCUCAAUAAGACCUGCAAAGAAGAGAGUUCAAAACAUCAAGCAGCGAGGAAAGAUCCACAUGUGCAAAUGGAGGAAGGAUUUCUCCAGCAAGGAGACAGCGCCCUGGACUCAUCUGCAGAGGGAGCCAAGGCCAGGAACUCCCUGCAGAUAUCCAGGUGCCUCUGUCUGUUCUCCAGUACUGUACUCCCAGAAGGGGGUUCGACGGCACAGGAAGCAGAUGAUGGCCUGAGUACAUCUACACUUGGCCUGCAAAAGAAACAACAGAGCCCAUGAAAACCGACAGUGCUGAAAGUGAAGACUGAGAUUCAGGCCAGCAACCAGAGCCCAUCAUCUCAGAGGCCCCUGGAUGUCCUUCGAAGGAACCAGGACCUUCAGAGCCCAGCAUCC